GUCGGACAUCAGCGUCUGGCGGUGACGUCAGCGACAGGGCGGGGCCGACAUUCCUCCUGCUGUCUACUUUUGUCUCUACGUGGAGGAGGCAGGACUGCGAGCUGGACGCUGUCUGGAAUUUUAGGCGCACCGACCUCCCACCUUUCUCUGACUGACCACCUCGGGUCAACCACAGAAACAUGACUGCAAAGAUAACAAAAGAGGAGAAGGAGGAGAUGACGGAAUCUUUUCGUAAAAUUGAUCUGGACGGCAAUGGAUUUGUCGAUGAUCAUGAGCUCCAUGAGCUCCUCAAAGAUGCCGGCCAUGCCCUACCUGGAUACAUGGUUAGAGAGAUCAUCCAGAAACUUGAUCGCAACAACGACAAUAAGAUCAGCUUCGAUGAGUUUCUGUCGAUCGUGCAGGAACUGAAGGACCUUGAAAUAUCAAAAACUUUUCGCAAGGCCAUCACCAGAAAAGAAGGCAUCCAGGCUAUUGGAGGGACGUCGGUGCAGUCAAGCGAAGGCACACAACACUCGUUCUCUGAGGAGGAGCAAUAUGCCUUUGUGAACUGGAUCAACUCCGCUCUGGAAAAAGACCCCGACUGCCAACAUGUCCUGCCCAUGGAUCCCAACACAGACUCCCUCUUCACAUCUGUCGGAGACGGUAUCGUACUCUGCAAAAUGGUUAACCUGUCGGUGCCAGACACUAUCGAUGAGAGGACCAUAAAUAAGAAGAAGCUGUCACCGUUUACCAUACAGGAGAAUCUGAACCUGGCCCUAAACUCUGCUUCUGCCAUUGGCUGCCACGUAGUGAACAUUGGUGCUUUAGACCUGAAAGAGGGGAAGCCCCAUCUGGUGCUGGGCCUGCUGUGGCAGAUCAUCAAGAUCGGUCUGUUCGCUGACAUCGAGCUCAGCAGAAAUGAAGCGCUGGCAGCAUUGCUAAGAGACGGGGAAACCCUGGAGGACCUGAUGAAGCUUUCUCCUGAAGAGCUGCUGUUGCGCUGGGCAAACUUUCACCUGGAAAAUGCUGGCUGGCAGAAGAUCAACAACUUCAGCUCUGACAUCAAGGACUCAAGGGCCUAUUUCCACCUCCUGAACCAAAUCUCUCCAAAAGGCACGGAGGAAGAUGAGCAGCGCAUAGACAUCAACAUGGCAGGCUUCAGCGAGAAAGAUGACGUGAAGAGGGCAGAGGCCAUGCUGCAGCAGGCCGACAGGCUCGGCUGUCGACAGUUUGUCACCUCAACUGACGUCGUCAGCGGAAACCCCAAACUUAACCUCGCCUUCGUCGCCAAUCUGUUCAACAAGUAUCCAGCGCUGACCAAACCUGAGAAUGAGGACAUUAACUGGGGACUGUUGGAGGGUGAGACACGAGAAGAGCGGACUUUCAGAAACUGGAUGAACUCUCUGGGAGUGAACCCACAUGUCAAUCAUCUGUAUGGAGACCUGCAGGACGCCAUGGUCAUCCUUCAACUCUAUGAGAAGAUUAAAGUGCCUGUUGACUGGAACAACAAAGUCAACAAGCCGCCUUACCCCAAACUGGGAACCAACAUGAAAAAAUUGGAGAAUUGUAACUAUGCAGUGGAACUGGGCAAAACGGCCAAGUUCUCCCUCGUUGGCAUCGGCGGGCAGGACCUGAAUGAUGGCAACCCUACCCUGACUCUGGCACUGGUGUGGCAGCUGAUGAGAAGAUAUACGUUGAAUGUACUGGAGGGACUGGGAGAUGGACAGAAAGUAAAUGAUGACAUCAUCGUGAAGUGGGUGAACAACACGUUGGCGGAAGCUGGAAAAACCUCCAAGAUUUCAAGCUUUAAGGACAAGGGGAUCAGCAGCAGUUUGGCUGUAGUGGAACUGAUAGACGCCAUCCAGCCCGGCAGCAUCAACUACGAGCUGAUAAAAACCGGCAGCCUCUCUGAAGACGACAAGCUGGAAAACGCCAAAUACGCCGUCUCUAUGGCGAGGAAGAUAGGAGCCCGCGUCUACGCUCUCCCAGAAGACCUUGUGGAGGUCAAGCCCAAAAUGGUGAUGACGGUCUUUGCCUGCUUGAUGGGUCGGGGGAUGAAUCGAGCCUAAGACACUGGCUGGGAUCAUUGUGACACUUACUUAAACCGCACAAGUCAUUUUGAAGAGCUCCCCCAAACCGAAGGAAUUAAGUUUUUGUUUUGUUUUUCAAAUGAGAAAAACACAUGCUGUCAAAAUCAGAAAUUUGCAUUCAUCAGUGUUUACUGAAGAAUAAUUCCCUCUUAUUUAAAGUGACUCCACGAUGCUAAAAGAGAUGGGUCUUGUGUUACAGAGGACAACUUGUUACUUUCAACGUUCAGAACUCUUGGUUAAUAUACAAGAAUGCUGUUUUUUAAAGCGAGUAUUCAUAUUUCCAGUUGCAAGGUUGUUUACAUAUUUUUACACAGACCGAUAAGUAAAUGAUAUCUUUGACUAAGCAACACACAUUCCUUACCAUACCAUACUUAUGAAUAAAUGCUUGACGAGGCUAAAAUAAAAAGUCAGAAGCGUGAUGUUUAGGUGGAGCACACUUCCAAAACAAAACGCCCAAACAUUGCUUCUCACUUAUUGAAGUACAAGCAUGUCUUAAUAACUGGCACCAUAAACUACAUAUCUGUAUACAGAAGCCAUACGGUCAAAUUAUAGUCAUGACCAGCCUGGCAAGCUGUCUGUAUUCUUGUACUCGUCAUUUGUUUGUUUGUUGGGAUUAUUACUCGAAGUAAAUGCUGAUUUUUGGGGCGUCUGGUCUUUGUUGUGUUGGACUUUUGUUUUUUGUUGUUUUGGUCUGUUACGGUAGAUGAGGAGCAGGCGGACUGGACUCCUGGCUUCUGCUGUGCCUUCUUCUUGUCUCAAAGACGACUUGUACUCUUUCGCUUUCAGGUUUUCCCUUUUUCCUCUUGUAUUCAACAUUACCAAAUAUAAACAGUAACUUCGUUCCAGGUAGUUUCAUGAUAUUCUAUGACAAUGGCCAAAUUGUAUUUGGUCUCACGUUCUUGUCUACUCUUAAAGUGCUUUACAUGUAACAAUAAAUAUGUAUUUGAAAGCUG
Messenger RNA from Cottoperca gobio, 3022 nucleotides. RefSeq names its product plastin 3 (T isoform) (gene pls3). Gene Ontology annotation, molecular function: calcium ion binding; actin filament binding. Gene Ontology annotation, biological process: actin filament bundle assembly; actin filament network formation. The record is from RefSeq and is a predicted model, not a curated record. Lineage: Eukaryota; Metazoa; Chordata; Actinopteri; Perciformes; Bovichtidae. The transcript is spliced from 16 exons. The coding region runs from base 180 to 2048 and encodes 622 amino acids. Gene Ontology annotation, cellular component: actin filament bundle; cytoplasm; actin filament.